Molecule: messenger RNA, 4021 nt
Organism: Conger conger (European conger)
Lineage: Eukaryota; Metazoa; Chordata; Actinopteri; Anguilliformes; Congridae
Product: integrin alpha-E-like
Exons: 31
Coding region: 108-3503 (1131 amino acids)
Biological process (GO): cell-cell adhesion; cell adhesion mediated by integrin; cell-matrix adhesion
Cellular component (GO): external side of plasma membrane; integrin complex
Molecular function (GO): integrin binding
Source: RefSeq, a predicted model, not a curated record
CAGGAACUCGGAGCGCGUGUGCGAGAACAGACUGAUGCAGUGUUGAUGAGCGCUUCUUAUGUCACAGUCGGUCUCCGGAAAACAAGUAAUUUUAAAAAGUCAUAAAAAUGAUUCACGGAUACGUAUUGCUUGCUGUAAUAUGUGCCACUGCUGGUUUCAACAUAUUCACAACACCUGUCAGGCAUUUUCAAGAGAAAGGCGACAACCUGUUUGGACAAACGAUCAUUGAGUCUCAACUAGGGGUCUUGGUUGCCUCUCCCGUCCAAAUGGUGCAUUGCACAAUGGGACAAGAAAAAUGCACUAAAGUGAACACCAGAGCAAAUAAGAAAAAGGGGUUGAAACCAAUUGUAUCAGCAGCCAAAAAAACAGAUCAACAUCAGCACCUGGUCUGCCAACAGGUCAGGAAACAGAAGGGAAUUAAUGAAGAACUAAAUGGAAACUGUACCUUGCUCCAGUAUCUGCAGAAGACAGAGGAAAUUGCCCCUUCAUCGCUUGUUGUAGAAGAAAUGAAAGGAAAGAACAACAACAACAACAACAACAACAACAACCGCAGUCACAGAGACAAACUUAUCAAACUUGAUUUGGAUCAGCGAAUUCAUCGUCAGAGAAGAUACACCAAUAGCAACAACAACAACAACAACAACAAUGAUAAUGAGAAUGAAGAAGAUAAUGAGAAUGAAGAUGAUGCAGGGACGGAGAUUGCCUUUGUUCUGGAUGGUUCUGGGAGUAUUGACCCUCCAGAUUUUCAGAAGGCAAAGGAUUCCAUUAUUAACACAAUGAAAAAGGUUUGGGAAACCUGCUUCACUUGUAAUUUUGCAAUUGUACAAUACGGAAGAGAUAUAAGAACUGAACUUUCUCUACUGGAAAAUGAAAAUGGCACAAAAGCCAUUGAAAAGGUUAAAAGCAUAGAGCAGAUCAUGCAUUACACAAAAACAGCUUCAGCCAUCAACCAUGUCCUUGAGCAUGUUUUUGUUGCUGAGAAUGGAUCAAAGGAGGAAGCCAGGAAGAUCAUGAUCAUAAUCACGGAUGGAAGCAUAUUCCUUGACCAAAUGAACCUCACAGAUGUCCUGAACUCGCCAAAAAUGAAAAACAUUCUUCGCUUGGCUAUAGGGGUUGGAGAUGUUGUAAAUGAUACCAAGGCAAUUCCAGAGCUGAAGGAAAUUGCAUCAGAUCCUGAUGAAGAUAACCUAUUUAUGGUGGACGAUUAUUCUGGUUUGGAUGAAAAAUUAUCAAUAUUUGAAAAGACAAUUACCGGAAUUGAAGGUACCCAGCAGGGAGCUGGAUUCCAGUUUGAGCUGGCUGAGGCAGGAUUCAGCUCACACAUCGCACAUGAUGGGAACCUCCUUUUUGGUGCAGUGGGGGCAUACGACUGGAGCGGGGGACUGAUUUUGAGAAACCAGAACAACGGGAGUGUAACAUUUCUCAAUGACUCGUCCACAGGACCAAAGUUUUCCUAUUUAGGCUACAGUGUCACGUCUGCGCUGGGGCCGACUGAGACUCUGUACAUUUCGGGGGCCCCUCGCUAUAACCUCACAGGCUCUGUCCUCGUCUUCGACAGCAAGUCUCACAAGCUGACGCAGAUAUUGCGCGGAGAACAGGUGGGCUCUUACUUUGGGGCAGUGCUCUGUGUCUUGGACUUUAACCGGGAUGGCAAAACAGAUUACCUGUUGGUCGGAGCGCAGUAUUACCAUGUCAAUGGAGAAGAGGGCAAAGUGUACGUGCAUAAACUGAACCAGGGACGAUUUGAUACGGAGCCUACGGAGUGGAGGGGAGCGGAUGGGCACGUGUUCGCCAUGUUUGGAUCCGCCAUCGUGGAUAUUGGGGAUAUCGACGGGAACAGGUUCAACGACGUUGCUGUGGGCGCCCCUCUAGAGGAGGAUGAGGUAUCCGGUUCUUCCGGAAGCAUCUACAUAUACAACGGAUACGAGGGGGGAAUCCGGCCACGUUUUUCCCAGAGGGUUUCGGCGGUGGGCAUGGGGGUGAAGCUCCGCUUCUUCGGGCGAUCGGUCAGCAGGAUGCCGGCGUCACAGGGGGGCGAAGAGUACAUCAGCGUGGGCAGCGAAGGCACCGUCACCGUGCUGCGGGUCCUUCCAGUCAUUUUAUUCAAACCGAAAAUGACAGUAGCUCCCCCCUCCCUUCCCUUCAUGGACACAGAGAAGAACAAACCUGUCAGUCUAAAAAUCUGCUUCAAUACGAUGAGAGGGGACAUAAAGGUGGGUAAACUGCGCAUUUCGUACCAACUGGAUCUGGACGCCGCUCAAGCCACAAAGCGUCUGUCUUUCGCUAGCGGGGUGCCCAAGACGGACGUCUUCGGCUUGACUCCGGUUAAGGAAUGCCUAAACAUCGACCUGAAAUACAUGGCUGGCCAUGACCGUUUCACACCCAUCAAAAUCAAACUGAACUUCUCUCUGAUCAACGCUUCUGCCGGCCACCCUCUGCGCAUUCUGGAUAAGUUCAGUCCCACAGUAUUCACCACCGAGCUGCCAUUCCAGAGGGACUGUAAACAAUGCAUUGCUGAAGUCUCACUGUCUGAGUCAAGGCUGAGCACAAGCAUGAUUGUAGUUGGACACACUCAGAACUUGAAUAUAGCCUUCAACCUCACCAACAAGAGGGAUGCAUCCCCCAUGACAACACUGAUCCUGACAUACCCAAAUAUUCUCCUUUAUGACAAGGUGCAGCCGGCUGACAGUUUGAUAGCCUGCCGGGGUGAAGACCGCCACACGGAGGGAGAACGCUCGCGGCUCAACUGUCACAUCAUGCAUCCAGUCCUGAGGAGCGGCGCCCAGGUUAGCUUCGCCAUUUCCUGGCAGCUUGUGGCCAAGAAAACGGACCUAAGGACCGCCCUCAUUCUCGCCAAUUUAACAGGUGCGAAUAACGGAGGUGAAGUCCUGGAUACUAAAAGCUAUGAAUCCGUGGUAAAGAAUGCCCUGAAAGUCCAGCUUACGGGGAAGCCUAAACCACAGUUACUGAUCAUGAACAUUGAAGGAAAAACAGAGAAAGAAGCUCUUACAUUUAGGUUUGAGAUUUACGGCGAGAACAAAUACAACGCUUCACUUUUUGUAAAUAUAAGAAUAGUUCUAUUAGCACGGCAUACUGAACUGGACAUCACAGAAAUACCAAAGGGAAAAUGUCAUUUCCUCGAAGGCGGUUUGAAAACAGCGCAGGAGUCUUAUCUGAUCCGCUGUGCUGUGGGAGAGCUGCAGGACACCAUCAUCAUCAAAGCUACGGCCUUCAUCAGGGAUGUUGAGGGCAGCUCGGACAUGAUCACAGCGAACGCGACGUUGGAGUUUGACGGAGAGCAGUUCCGGAUCGUCCAGGAGGGCAGCCUGAGUGAGCAGGUCCAGAUAAAAAUUAUUAAGCCCGAGACCAAGAGGUCAACUGGUAAAAUUGUAGGUGGUUCCAUCGGUGGAUUCGUGCUCCUGGCGAUAAUCAUCGCCAUCUUAGUAAAGUGUGGUUUUUUCCGGAGCCGUUACGCAGUGGAUCAAGUGGAGGGCACAGACUGACUUUGUUUACUCUGGGCUUCCAACUGAACCAAAGAUUGAAAGCACACCGUUGCUGUUGUGUAAAGUAUUCAGGAUUAAUCAGCUGAAGGAAAAAAUAUACCUUUUUUUUCUUUUUUAAUUGUUUGCUUUUGUGCUUGGUGCUUUUUUGUUCUUUCUUGGCUUUCCUAUUUGCCUUUCAUUUUAAUGCCAGCUAUUUACGGAAUUUUGGAAGUAUAUAUAUAUAUAUAUAUAUAUAUAUAUAUAUAUAUUAUUAUUAUUUUUUUUUUUUUAUUAGUAUAUUCAUUGCAAAUGAUUUGGUUAUGACUGUUGAAUGUUUUUGUUGUCAUUUUGCUGUACUGUGUCAAAGGAAAGUAUGAAAUGAAAUGUGAAUAUUAAAAAAGGACAGGCCCACAUUCAAACUAACCAGCCUGGCCUUUUAGCGAGGGUUGACCGCUGAGUGAAGCUAACAGGCUUUUUUGCACCAAAGGCUGUACAGGUGGAAGUAUAUGACCAUGGCCCUGAACUACUUUCACUCGCCC